CCAGUUCCUGCCCUGCAGGCAGGCUGACUGUUCCCGCAUUGCUGUCCUGCCGAGUCUCAACCUUCUCUCAAUUUCUUGACUGCGGUCUCCAUUUGAAUUGAUGGCUGAACCAGGGCUAUCGUUCGGAAGCAAUGAGUUUAAAACCCUUCACCUACCCGUUUCCAGAGACAAGGUUUCUUCAUUCAGGAUCUAAUGUGUAUAAAUUCAAAAUCAGAUACGGCAACAGAGUCAGAAGGGAAGAUGUAGAGAAUAAGGAAGCCAUCGUCCAGGAGCUGGAGGUCCUGACCGAGAGGGAGGCAGCAGGAGCCGCGAGGAAGAAACGAAAACGCACGGAAGUGCCCAGCCCCCCCAGCAGGCCCGGGCCGGACAGGGCCAGGAUGAGGACGGCCAGCCAAGGUCCCGGCAGAAAGAAGCUCCCUACGGAGACCAGCAGGACCCGGGAAAGAAGAACCCCACAGGAGUGUCAGGAGGCCUCAGCACUUGGUGUCACUGACGUCCAGGAACAGGAUCCCCGGUGGGAGGACAGCCAGGCAGGGGACGUCAUCCUGCCAGGGCAGCAGAGCAGUCCGUCUCCACCUGACGGGCCCGAGGACCUGGGAACCAGUGGCUUCCUGGGGUUUCUAAGCUCCCUCUUCCCGUUCCGGUACUUCUUCCGGAGGAGCAGCCAGUGAGCCUUCCACGGACGCAGCGGCGGCGGCGGCGGCGGCAGGAGUGCGCGCUCCCGGUGGCUGCCCUCUGCCUGCCCCGGCUCCCCGGUCCUCCCGUUGGUUUGCCCUGUCC
Phyllostomus hastatus (greater spear-nosed bat) is the source of this 780-nucleotide messenger RNA. RefSeq names its product membrane anchored junction protein (gene MAJIN). NCBI's taxonomy places the organism in Eukaryota, Metazoa, Chordata, Mammalia, Chiroptera, Phyllostomidae. Gene Ontology annotation, biological process: meiotic attachment of telomere to nuclear envelope; homologous chromosome pairing at meiosis. Gene Ontology annotation, cellular component: nuclear inner membrane. Gene Ontology annotation, molecular function: DNA binding. The transcript is spliced from 9 exons. The record is from RefSeq and is a predicted model, not a curated record. Bases 132 to 671 code for a protein of 179 amino acids.